Messenger RNA from Scutellospora calospora, 516 nucleotides. The record is from the annotation of a GenBank genome assembly. NCBI's taxonomy places the organism in Eukaryota, Fungi, Glomeromycota, Glomeromycetes, Diversisporales, Gigasporaceae.
AAGUUAGCUGAGAAAAGACAUAAGAAAGAAGAGGUUGAAGAGGAAAUUAGAGAAGAAGUAUAUGUUGAAGUUCAGGAUGUAAGAGAAAAUAGUGAGCUCAAUAGGGAAGAGGAAGAUAAGAAAGCAGUCAACUACAAAAAUAAAAGAAUAUUUGAACAUAAUCUUAUAGCACCUUUAAUGGAUGAUGUAUCAUCUGUUAUAAUAUUUGAAGAAAUAGUGCCUUCAGUAAAUGAAGUUUUAUCAGUUACAAAAGGAAAUAGAAGAUCGAUUAUAGUGAAUGAAUUUCUUUUAGAAAAAUGUAAUCAGUUGAAACUAAAUGAAGAAGAGAUAAGGAUAUAUCUAAAUAUUUCUACAGAGACAAAAUUUCUAAAUAUAAUAGCUAUAUUUGCUUUCGACAAUAGCACAAACCAUAAGGCAUAUGCAGAAGAUGCUCUUAACACUACUACAAUGAACCUAAAACCCAAUAGAAACCAACUAAUAAUGCGAUCAACAACUUUUGUAAAAGCUGAUGAAUAG